AAUUACACUCUUUUCGACGAGAACUCCGAGGCGGCUGCAAGAUCGUUCGUGGCGUUCGAAGACCAGAGAUCCUCGCAGUCCGCGGCCGAGGCUAUGGAUCGCGAUGGCGUGCUUUUCUUCGGUUUGAUGUCUGAUCUAGCGAUCGCUUGCUGGAACAGCAAGCACUAUCCACGGUACGGGAAUGGAAACAUCGAGAUAAUCGUUAGGAACUCGGAGACGCUGCAAUUCCCCUCUGGCAUGAAGAUUAUAACGUCGAAGAGAGGCAGGCAAGAGCUGUGGAUCCUCACGGCGUCAUUCCAGAAAUACAUGGCCGGCACGUUGCACUCGAACGAGACGAACUUCAGGAUCCAAGCUGGCUUCGUGGACGAGUUGAUCCGCGGCACGAAAUGCGACUUCUCCGACUACUAUCGUCGGAACUUUCGGCCAUUUUUUACGAACGAUCCUCCUUCCGAGUCCCGCUAUUUUCGAAGAUUAUUAUCACCUGAUCAUUACCUGAGCCAUCCUCUUGGCAUUAGCUCCACGAAACACGUGGAUCAGACAUAUCUGAUCAGAAGAUUUCUACCUGUGUUCCUUGGUGUAAUUAGCCAUGGGACAAAUUCUGCAGCGAGGGAUUUUAGUAACACGAUGGAAGUGAUUCACGAGUGGAAAUAUAUUGAUUUUGUUUCGAAUGACGGGGAAGAAGCCUCUAGAGACUAUACGAAAUUUGUACCCAUCGACGUGGAUCGAUGGCGCAAUUACACUUUUGUCACGGUGAUAAGACAGGAAGAAGAUAUCCCUUCGUCCUUGAACACCAUAACUGACAGAAAUGGUCCUGGUGGCCCUCUCCUGGCACCGUAUCCCGAUUGGAGCUGGGCCAACGUCAAAAACUGUUCCGCCAUUAUAAGCGUUUAUCGAGUUGCGAUCGACAGGUGCGACAGAUUGUGGGUUCUGGACACAGGUGUUGUCGGCACGGAUCAGACCUGCCCUGCAAAACUCGUCGUGUUCGAUCUGCACACGUCCCGAUUGCUAAGACGGAUCGAAAUACCGAAGGACGUCGCGACGAACUCGACUACCGGUUCCGGGCUGCUCGUCACACCGGUUGUCCAAACUUUUGGACACAAUUGCAAGAGGACCAACGUGUAUAUAUCAGACGUGGAGGGUUAUGGUUUAAUCGUUUACGAUGGCGACGAUUCGUUUCAACGGCUGACUUCGAGCGCGUUCGACGCGGACCUCCGAUAUCAAAACUACACGAUCGAGGGGCAAACAUUCCAGUUGAACGACGGAAUCAUCGGGAUGGCUCUAUCUCCCAGGAAUCUCCUUCACUUCAAUCCCAUGAGCUCUCAUAAUUUGAACGCUGUUAACACGCGAGAGUUAUUACGAGGCAAUGAAAUAAAGGGUGAGGAUAUUUUAUGGACUCAAGCGAGUGCCAAAGCAGCGUCGAGGACUGGGGCAAUUUUCUUUGGACUGGUGGGCGACACAUCGAUUGCCUGCAUUAAUGAACAUCGUCCGCUUAAAAGGCACAAUAUCGUGGAGGUAGCCAGGAACAGAGAAACCCUUCAGUUCACCAGCGGCCUCAAAGUGAAGAACGCGAGAAGAGGAGAAGAGUUAUUGGCAUUAACUAACAGAUAUCAAAAAGCAGCAACAGACACUUACAACUUGAGCGAAGUGAACUUCCGAAUAUUGAGAGGCAAUGUGAAUCGAUUGAUAGCUGGUACUGCCUGCCGUGUUAAAUGAUUGAACCUAACCUGAACCUAACCUAAACCGUUUCUCAAUCUUUAUAUUUACAAAAAAGUUGUUUUUGUCAAUUGCGCAUAACGCAAUGAAAUACAUAUACAUAUUUUGAGCUCGCA
Messenger RNA from Heterotrigona itama, 1829 nucleotides. The record is from the annotation of a GenBank genome assembly. Lineage: Eukaryota; Metazoa; Arthropoda; Insecta; Hymenoptera; Apidae.